Molecule: messenger RNA, 811 nt
Organism: Bradysia coprophila
Lineage: Eukaryota; Metazoa; Arthropoda; Insecta; Diptera; Sciaridae
Source: RefSeq, a predicted model, not a curated record
AAAAGUUGACCGUUUCGUGUUGUCUUAUUCUAGGUGGUGACGUAUUUUUCUCCAAGAAGGUCAUAGAUCAAGUCACCGAAAAGCCAAAGAACUACACAAUUAUAUUCAAAUAUUUGGGUGGCAAAAUUCCAAGUGUUCUGUCUAAUUUUGAAGUUGAUGUUAAUGUAUUUAGUGAAGGUGGUAUACAAGUAACAAAUGAAAUGAAAAACAUUGAUGCAACCAUCUCCAUACCUAAUGUAUGCAAUGUCACACAGCAACAGUACCUCUGCACGGAUUUGGUAAAGAUCUCAUACCACUAUUGAGUCGAUUACCAUAUAAAAAGGACGAUGAGUCAACGAACAGUUACACCGUUGUUUACGUGAAGAAUGCUAGACCACCUAAGAAACCAUCAGCAUCAAAUUCAAUUGGGGCUAGACAGAAGGGCGAUCGACUAAUUCAUUUUGAAAGCCGAAAUGUAACGAACAUUAGCCGCUUCCCAAGCAGAGCAUUUGAAUAUUCCGGCGAUGAGUCCAUCACUUAUGUUCGAUUUGCCUUUAAUUCACCGACCGCCAUGGCUCUUAUUAACACGACAUUUAUAUCUGAGGAGAGCUUUAACUCUGUUGCAUACGAUAUGAACACGGAGCAUUUCGUCGCCAAUAUUUCAAUAUACGGAUUUGAUUACCUUCCUAGUCCAUAUAAUUAUGUUAAUUUAUUGGGAAUGAAUACCACCAAUUUUACCUGAAUUUAAUUAUUUAGCUUUGCUUUGUAUAAUUGAUCGUCGAUGACACUGACUGAAAUUAAGUGUUCUGUGAGUAAUUCUUCAAAUAUGGAA